Condylostylus longicornis is the source of this 803-nucleotide messenger RNA. It is a transcript of the gene COX4, whose product is annotated as cytochrome c oxidase subunit 4 isoform 1, mitochondrial. NCBI's taxonomy places the organism in Eukaryota, Metazoa, Arthropoda, Insecta, Diptera, Dolichopodidae. Gene Ontology annotation, biological process: mitochondrial electron transport, cytochrome c to oxygen. The transcript has 3 exons. The coding region runs from base 118 to 669 and encodes 183 amino acids. The record is from RefSeq and is a predicted model, not a curated record.
AAAAUAAAAAAAUCACAUUUUUAUACUACGAAUUUAGAUUAUUAUAUAAAUUUUAUUAAAUUAUAAAAAUUUUUAAGAUAUUUUGUAACUUAACAAUCUUAUUUAACCAUACACAAAAUGGCUCUACGAUUGCUUGGUAUUAGCACACUAAGAAAAGCUGCUCAAAUUGCAGCACCAAGAGUACAAACUCAAAUUGGUAGUGUUGCUGGUGUACAUACUUUAGAUAAAAUUGGCAACCGUGAAAUCGUUGGGCAUGGUUGGAAUGGAACCGCUUGCUACGCAGAUCGUGUAGAUUAUCCAAUGCCGGCAAUUCGUUUUAAGGAAACAACAAAAGAAAUUGCUAAUCUUCGUGAAAAGGAAAAGGGCGAUUGGAAAAAAUUAACCUUAGACGAAAAAAAAGCACUUUAUCGUGCAUCAUUCUGUCAAACAUUCGCUGAAUUAAAAGCUCCAACAGGAGAAUGGAAAAUGCAUCUUGGUGUUGGUUUAAUGUUUGCAUCAGCUGCAGUUAUAGUUUGUAUAUUAAUGAAUACAUUUGUUUAUUCUGAAAUGCCAGUCACAUUUGAUGAAGAACAUCAAAAGGCCCAAUUGAAACGUAUUAUCGAUUUAGAAAUGAACCCAAUUCUUGGUUUAACAUCAAAAUGGGAUUACCAAAACAACAAAUGGAAAUAGAUUAAUUAUUCAAAAUAAGAAGUUUAUUCUAAAUAAAAAUCCAUAAAAACAAAAAUUAAAUUAAGAUAUCUAUUAAAACGAAGAUCACAUUUUAAAAAUUAAAAUGUUGAUAAAAUAAAUUGAUUUAAUUUUUA